This is a messenger RNA of Porites evermanni, 363 nucleotides long. NCBI's taxonomy places the organism in Eukaryota, Metazoa, Cnidaria, Anthozoa, Scleractinia, Poritidae. The record is from the annotation of a GenBank genome assembly.
AUGGACUUCGUUGGGCAACAAAUUCAAAAACCGAGCAAUUUAACACUUGUGGAUGCAAACGGAGCAGACCUUGAGACAUUCAACAUCACACAAGGGCAAGGCUUCUACAAGGACACUUUUUUUGUUACCUUUGUUCCAUCUGUGGAGAACUUCAGACUGAAGGUGACAGGAAUAGACAAGAAUGGAGCUCGCUUUCAACGUAUAAAACCAACUUUAUAUAGUCUUGGUGACGUGAAACUCUCUCAGAAAGUCAAUAACAAAAACAGUCCAAACACCAUUUUUGCGGGAAAAUCUUUAGAGCUUGAAAUAAACGUAAAAAAAUUCUGGGGACAGACAAACCCUGUACUUCACUGCAUCAGAUGA